This is a messenger RNA of Kwoniella shivajii, 2307 nucleotides long. RefSeq lists its product as uncharacterized. The record is from RefSeq and is a predicted model, not a curated record. NCBI's taxonomy places the organism in Eukaryota, Fungi, Basidiomycota, Tremellomycetes, Tremellales, Cryptococcaceae. The coding region runs from base 1 to 2307 and encodes 768 amino acids. The transcript is spliced from 6 exons.
AUGACACAAAACGCGGAUAGUUCUUCCAGCCGUCCGGCAUCACCUACCUCAUACCAACUUCCACCCUCAACCUCUCCCAAUGGCGACAUAUCCCUGGAAGCUUCCUUGUCUAAUAUAUCCCUGGGAUCAAGAUCAAGUUCGAGCUCAAACGAAGCCGGACCAAGUCGGUCUCCCCAUAUAUCCAAUGAACGUAGAACACCUCCAGCUGCAUUAGACUUGAAACGGGAUGAUGAGAUUGGUUUAGACAUUCAAGGUGAUAUAGGUGUUUCACUCACCUCACCUACAAGGGCAUCAUCACCUAUACAAGAUUACUUCUCCGUCUCACCGACACCUCAUCGAUCAAAUUCGCUCGCAAAAAACAUAUCAUCCCAUUCCCCGUCCCCAUCACCGUCACCAUCUCGCGCUCAUCAACGGUCCCUCACGCCUAAUGGCUGUUUAGAAGUUUCACCUACGAAGAUGCCGUCACCUUCUCCUACAUCACUCUCACCGCCUCUUUCCGCACCCCCUUCACGCCGAUCAUUCUCAUUACAUCCUUCAAGAUCUCCCAGUCCCAGUCCCAGUCCCAGUCCCAGGUCCAGUCCUCCUCCACCAUUCAACCUAAAACCGACAUUAAGAAAUGGUACUUCCAUCACUACCGCCCCUCCACCAAGCGGUGUAACAGGAACAGAUGCGGAUGAGGUGAUUGAUGAAUCAGCUCCAUUCGAGUCGAUACCACUUUCAGCUACUCCUCCUAUGACUCCAACUAUACCUCCACCGCUGUCGCCUAGUUAUGUGAGUCCCGAGAAGAAAGGAAGACAGUCAUGGGGCGGAUUCGGCAUGACCAAGGAAGGUCAACGCUAUGCCCUCGGGGAGACACCAGAUCAUACCAGAGCUCAAACGGAACAGAUCCGUAGAUCGUCAGCUACAAGUUCUAUACUUUCGAAUGCAGACAAAGAAACAAAUGGUACCCCACCUCCAGCCAAUUCAUCAGGAAACGCUACUCCUCGAUUACAUGCACCACCAGCACAUCCAUUUCCAUUCCCAUUACCAUCUUCAUCAAAUCCUACUUCACCUCCCCCAUCAGAUCACAAGAGACUAUCAACUUCUUCGUCUCGUAUAUCUGUUUCUCAACCUUCCAUACCUCACGAAAAUGGGAUAAGUGUUAAAGGGGUUUCAACUUUCGAGAAAUUCAUUUCACAUACUAGACCAUCGUGGUUACCACCUAAAGAUAAACAUGAAGAUGAGACUCACUUGCAUCAAUGGGAAGAAAUGAUGGCUGCUUCAAGAGAACAUGAAAAACAAUUGAAAAAGGCUGCCGAACAUAGGCGUAUAGAAAAGGAGAAGAAAAUGGCUGUGAUUACACCCAAGUGGGAGAAAUUACUGAAUGACAAAGAAUUUUCGGUGGGAAAAGUACAAAGUGAUGAACAAUUUAGAAAGCUUUGGUUCGAAGGCAUUCCAAGUCAUCUAAGAGGGAAAGCUUGGAGUUUAGCUAUUGGAAAUCCACUGGCUGUGUCAAAAGAUGCAUAUCGAACUUAUGUUAUUAGAGCUCAAAAAGCAAUCAAAUCAGGCAGAUUCCCUGAGGAUAUCUUGGAUCAAAUGGAGGUGGAUAUGGAUGAUACCCUCACGACGCUAAGACUAUUCCAUCGGGGAAGUCCACUGAGAGAAGAUUUGAAGGAAUUGAUGUGCGCCUGGGUCGUGUACAGAUCCGAUGAAGGACUUGGAUAUGCACCUUACAUAUCCCUUUUAUCAGCAAUGUUAAUCCUCGUUUCCCCUCUUUCGGAAGCUUUCACCUCUUUGAUCAAUCUCUUAUCAAGACCUUGCCUGAGAGCUUUCUACACUCAGACAGAAGAUGAGAUAGACGCUUAUUAUAGAGUAUUAGAAAAUCUUCAGGCUGAUGCGUAUCCAAAAAUCUAUGCGAACUGUAAGAAUCUAGGACUGAGAGUACCAGAGGGAUGGUUUAGAGGCAUGCUGGUCGAACAAGUGGAUUUUGAAUGUGCAUGUAGAUUAUGGGAUCAAAUUAUGCUUGAUGGAGAUGGAUUCAUUUUCAGAACAGCUUUAGCAAUAUUCGGUUUCCUAGAACCUAGAUUGUACUAUCCAGACCGAAAUGAGAUUCUAUCAGUUCUAGAAGGACAUAACGCCGCUACUUUAGCUAUACAAGCCAGAGAAAAGGAAAGAGCUAAAUUGAGAGGGGAAACAUUUGACGAUUCGAUUGAUGGUAAAUUAUCAGUAUUUGGAUUGAACGAACAAACUCUCUUUGAUUGGUUGAAGGAAGAUGCAUGGAAGGAAAAGGGGUUUGAGAGGUUAGUGCUGAGAGAAAUGCCGGAUUAG